CUUUGUCUACUUGUAUAUCAACUAUAACAAAAUGUAAUAAUUCUGCGAAAAAUUCUCCAACCGAAAGAAUGAUUGCAGAUAAAAAUCAGGACUUUCUUCAGCCACUUGUAAUAUCACAAUCAAAAGAUAAAAACAAUACACCUAAGUGUUUUUCUGUGAAAAGGGCUUUAUUUGAAACUCAUGAGACAUUUAAUCAUGUAAGUGCUGAUUCUUCAAACAAAAAACAUUAUUCCAUACAAAAUUCACCAGCUGGGAAAAUAGGUGCAAAAGAUAUUGAUCAAGAUUUUGGUCAGCCACUGUCCCAAUCAUAUUAUAAUAAAAACAAUUAUUCUAAGUUUUCUUUGGAGAAAGCUUCAUUUGAAACUAAUGAAUUUAACCAAGAAAAUGCUGAGUCUUCAAAUUCAAGACAUUCCAUUUUGAACUCUCCUAUUGGAAAAAUAGUAGUUGAAGAUAAUGACCAGAACUUUUCUUCUUCACAUUCAAAUUCGUUAUCAAAUAAUAAAAACUAUAAACUUAUGUUUUCUUCUGCGAAAAGGACUAUAUUUGAUACAAUUGAAACUGAUGAGAUAUUUAACCAAGGUAAAUUUAGUAAGCAGGUUAUUGUAAAUAUAGAUGUUGUAAUUGGUAGAUGUAUAAUAAUUGUAUUAUAA
Molecule: messenger RNA, 650 nt
Organism: Acyrthosiphon pisum (pea aphid)
Lineage: Eukaryota; Metazoa; Arthropoda; Insecta; Hemiptera; Aphididae
Exons: 3
Coding region: 69-650 (193 amino acids)
Source: RefSeq, a predicted model, not a curated record